Messenger RNA from Branchiostoma floridae (Florida lancelet), 3847 nucleotides. Its product is annotated as ATR-interacting protein-like. The transcript has 13 exons. Gene Ontology annotation, biological process: DNA repair; DNA damage checkpoint signaling. NCBI's taxonomy places the organism in Eukaryota, Metazoa, Chordata, Leptocardii, Amphioxiformes, Branchiostomatidae. The record is from RefSeq and is a predicted model, not a curated record. Bases 138 to 3269 code for a protein of 1043 amino acids.
UUUCCCGUCAGUCCGAGAGUUCACAUUUCAGAUGAAAAAUGGCGGCAGAAUUUUCUGAAUGACUACACAACUCUCGCGAUUAUCUGCUUUGCAGGGUUGUAGAGUUGAUGUCAAGGGCCUAGCAGAUUCCAUCUGUGAUGAUGGCCUCCAAUCCCCUGUUCACCGGACCUAAAACAGGUAACCACCACCGACCCGGUAUGUUCACGUACAACACACAACAGAACAGGCUUCCUGCGAGACACUCCAACAUGGCCGCACCCUCAGACCAAGACAGCGUAGAGACUCCUCGUAAAAAGGCCAGACUGGAUAACGCCGCUACAGGAUCGGGUUUUAACGACACCUUCGCAGACGAUGACGAGUUUCUGACAGCCGAUGACUUGGAUCAGAUUGACUUCAUGGCAUCUCAGGCGUACAGCCAAGCAGACCCCUCAGAAACAGCACCCGCAGAGCCUAGGCAGCAGAAACAAAAUGGCUGCAACAUGGGCCAGGCAUCCACCAGCGCAACAAGAAACCUCGUCCAGAGCAAUGUGCCCAACUUCGAUUCCUUAACAAGUUUCUCUCAGGUCACAAACAACAGUUCACUUGGUAGCAGACAACUGCAAACUAAAAGACAAACCCAGGGGAGCACUAGUGGAGUGAGCAGUGCUGGUUCCUUUACUUUCAAAUCAGCAAGUGGUAGAACAACACACGUUUCAAACAGCAAUGUCCUACCAAAGGGAGGUGAUGGUGGAUCAUCUACCAAGGUGAUGGCUCAGAACUCCAGGGAGUUGGAGAACAAAAGAGGUGGGGGGAUGACUUUCAGACAGAAGGGAGAGGUGCAAGUAUCUUCUGCAGCUUCAGUAACAACAGGCAGCAACUUGAGCAAGGCAGGACCUUCAUCCACAAGGCAGACAGGGCCAGAUAUCAACCAACAAGAACUGAAUAGGCUGAAAGCAGAGUGUGAUAACUAUAAAAAACAGUUGGCAUCCUUGCAGGAGGAGCAGUUUGGUAAAGAGGGAGAAAUUAAGAUUCUCCGAGGCUCCUUAAAGAAACACCAAGAGGAAAUCGACCAAUUUAAGAAAGCCCGCCUGGAGGAAGAGGAAAAGAAGGUCCAAGCACAGACCUCCAAGGAGAAGGAACUGGAAAAGGAGUUGGAAAGACUUAAGACACAGCUGCAGUUCAAGGAAGCUGAAGUGACGGAGGCUCAGAACGUUGUGAAAGUCAUGGAGCAGAAAUGUAAAAGACUAGCAGAGGGAGGAAACUCCUCCACAACACCAGUUAACAGCCCAAAGGUGGGAGGGAUUCCAGCCAAGUUCAAGAGUGAACCAAAGUCCCCCCGAACGCCGGGCAGGGGAAACUUCCCAACAAAGGAGUCCUUCAUGGAGGAAGGCAAGACAAAAAAGUCACCAGGUCAGGUCAAAGGGGAAGGGUCAGGUGCUACCAACACUCCAGAGAAGAAUGUAUCCCCAGCCAGAAAGUCUGAAUCGCCUGGGGUAAAAUCAAGACUCCAGAACUCUCCUGAGAAGACUAGCAGUGAGGCUGCACAGGUGCCCCAGACAGAGAGACCACUGUCACUUGGGCUGGGGAUUGUCACAGAUGGCUUCUCAGGUCCACUCUUGAUGCAGAAACUUCUACUCCCAGGAAAUUUGCCAGCAUCAUAUGGCAAAAAGGAAUCUCACGAUGCUCAGCAAGGCCUGCUCACCUUGUUCCAGCUUCAGUGCCAAGUUGACCAGCCUGCCUCAGGCUCAAAGGAUCAUGGUCAUCUAGGAAACGCCCAGGGAUCUAGCACUGGUCCAGUUCCAACAUCAUCUGUCAGUAGCUCUGCAAGUUCAACCACAACACUCAACCCUGAGCACCAUAAACUGGCUUUACAUGGGAUAUCUCAUCUCCUGUCUCCUGCAAGAAGAAAAGAAGACAACAAACAGCAUGUUGUUCAUCGAGAUGCAAAGUCACUGUCAGACCUGCUGAAGUGCCCUCCCCAGACAACAGAAUCUGUUGUGUCCCUCUUCCCUAUGAUAGAAGAUCACCUGAGUCAGUACAGAGAUGUUAUACAGACAAAGAUUAACCAGUCGCUAGUCACAAGCAUGGACAGCUCUUCUAAAGGUGGAAGUUUUGAGGGAGGAUCCAUAGACUCCAGUAACUGCAGCUCUAAUGUGUCGGAGUCUGUUGUAAACUUCCGUCAGGCCAAAGAGGGAGCGGCAAAUGCCUUAAGACUGUUGGAGAGGUUGUUACGGUACUGUCCAGAGGCAGGGAAUGUGCUGAUGCAGGGCUGGGUCAGCUCUCAGUCUCAGGAAGUGGCUGUGACGAUGCAUGAAAAGAUCCAAAGCGGGCAGCAAGAUGAAGAUGUCAUGAUUGUGGAGGAGGGGACAAGUAUUCCGUCUCUUGAAAAGAAGAUGGACACAUCUACAGGUAACACAUCCACAAUCGUAAUGGCAUCGUCCAGUCCUGAACAGACCACAAGGAGCCCCAGCUUCCAGACCCACCCCUGGCUCUCUACCUGUCAACUGUUUGGAGACCUGCUGAAGUUAUUUGACCUGCAGGUCAAUCAUAAGGUGCACAGUGCACCAGUGGUUACUAUGGCAACACUGGAGGUCCUGACAGCACUGGCUUCAAGUUGUGACAAGAAGGACUUGGAUAACUUCAAGCCACUGUUUUCAGACAGCCUGUUGCCAUCCUGCCUGACAGAAGACUGUGAUGUGAUGAUUGUGACCCUGUGUGCGCAGUUACUGGUUUCCCUGACUCCAUGUACAGCACUGGUGUCUUCUUUCUGCACACAAACUGAGUCUUGCCCACUUUUGAACAUGUAUUACCAUGGCGAGCGGCAAGGGGGCGCUACUGUACAGCAAUGGGUUGCAAUGCAGCAACAGGUUGUGAGGUUACUGUCCACAGUGGUGUCCACUCACCCUGGUGGCACUACUCUACUGGUCAAGAGUGACUGUCAAUGCAGUAUGGAGGUGGUGAGAUCACUGGUCAUCAUGUUGUACCGAGCUGUGAGUGAAGUGUUAGAGGGCAGGGAUACUUCAUCAGCCAGAGAACAUCUCCAGCUCCUGAGAAGUGGCACCCUCGUGCUGCACCACCUGAGUCUGCAUGACCCCCUGUAUGGAGAGCACCAUGCCGCUGUAGAACACCAGUACACCAGACUGGUACAUGGGCUCAAGAGAGUCUUCUCUAAACUCACAGAUGUCAGGGAAAAUGAAGAAAUAGCAGUGCAUGACUUGUGGGAGUUGGACCAUCAGAUUCUGGAUGACAGUGGUGGUUCACAAGAUGAUCAGAUGGAGGUAGACCCUUAACAACAGACUGACAUCCUUCCGCAAAAUUUACCUACAUGAUAGUCAACAUGGUAGUUCCAUUCAAAUUAUAACUACUUAUUUGUAGAAUCCUUUGUACAUACCGGAAGCUUUUAUCAAAGAUGAAUUUACUUUGUAAUGGCCAAGCCUUGGAUCUCAACUUGUAUAUCUGUCAGUGAAGAAAUGCUUUGGCUUAUAACUUCAGUGCAACAGAUCCAAUGUAUGCUGUCACUUUGUAAUGUGGAAAAGAAUUAAAAUUUCUCAUGGCUUGCAUGCUUACUUAUGUAUCCUAUGAUAUCUUUACAUUGAACUUCAUGUUAACUUUGUUACGUAGAGAUUUAAUUUAGACUAAUGUCAACAAUAUGGGGAAGUGCACAUGAAGUACAACCAGUCAUAAAAUUCUUUGCAAUGACUUUUGGUCACAUUUUACUUGACAACCUUGCUGUAGAUUUCUUUCAAGAUGUCCUACAUGUAUAUAUCAAACCUGUACUAAUCUGUUGUAGUGAUGUCACUUUAUAGCUGAUGUAGUACAUUUGAUCUGUUGUUAUAGAUAUGUGUUGAAUGUAGUAAUAAAAAGUCUA